UCUGAAGUUGGACGGGAGGUUCGGGUGAUUGUGGGCAUCGGGUAGGACCUGGACCGUUGGCAGACUGCAAAAGCUUCUUAAAUCCUCAGUUUAAGCGGCAGGUGCUGAAUGAAGUACUAAAGGAAAUUUCAACGGUCCAUUUUCAGCGUGCUGAACAAGUCCACGUCCUGCUCGCUGCAGUAAACGGUCGCCAGUUGCUGCAGAAACGGGCUUUAAAAAGGGAGGGGUUUCAAAUGAGGAAACCCUGACCUCACCUAAAGAUCUGAGUGGAUCACAGUUCAUCAGAAUUUGAAUAAUCUUGGUCUUUGAAGGUGAAAAAAAAGAAAUGCUAAUGGUUCUGUCUGUCAGAAAAGAAUUCAAAACAUCAGUUUGACUGGGAAAGCACGGAAUACAUACCCAACUGCUGUCUUAUCAAAAGAAGGUCAACCUGUAGCCUCAAGGCAGAAACCUUUCCUGUGCUCUGUGUGGUGUAGCUUCUGCCGAUCAUCCAGUCUGGGGAGAGACAUGGACACCUGCAGUUUGGAGAAGCUGUGGAAAUGUGGGGAUUGUGAUAAGGGAUUCAGUUACCAAUCCGAGUUGGAUAUUCACUUACGCAGUCACACCAGGGAAAGGCCAUUCACCUGCUCUGUGUGUGGAAAGGGAUUCACUCACUCAUCUCAACUUGAUGAUCACCAAUUUGUUCAUGCCAACCCGAUUCCUCUUAAAUGUCCUGCUUGUGAGAAGAACUUUAAAAGCACCAAUCAUUUGCUGAAUCAGCAGUAUAUUGACUCCAGGGAGAGGCCAUUCAUGUGCUCUGUCUGUGGGGACAGAUUCACUAAAUCAUCCCAUCUUCUGACACACCAGCACACUCAUACUGGCGAGAAGCCCUUUACCUGCUCCUUUUGUGGGAAGGGAUUUACUCUGUCAUUCAAUCUACUGAGGCACCAGUAUACUCACACUGGGGAGAGGCCAUUCACCUGCUUCAUGUGUGAAGAGGCAUUCGCUCACUCAUCUGCCCUCCAAGCACACCAGUUAACACAUGAUGAGGAAAGUUUGUUUAUAUGUCCUGACUGUGGGAAAAGCUUCAGAACUUCUGAGAUACUGAUUAGGCACCAGCUCUUGCACACUGAUGAGGGACCAUUCAGUUGCUGUUACCCUGGGAAGAGGUUCACCCAACCGUUUAAGGUGAUUGCUCACCGCUAUACUCAGGCUAUGGAGGGAACAUUUACCCGCUCUGUGUCUGGGAAAGAAGUUGCUCAGUUACCCCACUUUGUGAGACCACAAUACACUCCCACUGGGAACAGGCAACAUACGGUCACCAUGUGUGAAAAGAACGAUGUUCAGUCAUCCCAGCAGUUGGCACAGCAAUACACUCAAAAUGGGGAUAGUCAAUUCACCGACUCCAUACCAGAGAAGGAAUUCACCCAGUUUUCUCAUGCUCGCAGAGAGGGGAGGCUGUUUAUCUGCUCUGUAUGUGGAAAGGGAUUCACUCAGAGGUCCAACCUGCUGAAACACCAGCAGGUUCACUCUGAAUACAGACCGUAUAAAUGUUCUGACUGCAGGAGGAGCUUUAAAAGCAAACAGGAAGUACUGAAACACCGACGUAUCCAUACGGGGGAGAGGCCUUUCACCUGCUCUGUGUGUGGGAAGGGAUUCCCAUGGUCGUCCCAACUCCUGACACACUUACGAGUUCAUACAGGAGAGAGGCCUUUUACCUGUGCUGUGUGUGGAAAAGGAUUCACCCAGUCGUCAAACUUAAUGAAACAUCAGCGAGUUCACACUGGUGAGAGACCAUUUGUUUGCCCUGUUUGUGGGAAGGGAUUCAUUCAAUCGCAACACCUGCUAAAGCACCAGCGAGUUCAUGAGAGGCUGGAUGGGUUGGAUUCUGCCGGUAGUGCUGCUGUGGAACAGCAGAGGGCUAAUACUGUGGGCUAAUGUUGAGAUGUGCAAGAGGUGUCCUAUAGCCACCCUCUGCAAUUUCAGAGUUAGGCUGAAGAAUGGGGAGUGCUGAAAACAUGCUGCCAUGUUGGAGGUUGGUUUAAAGCAUUGACCUAUCCUGUAUGCUUUGUAUAAAAAGAACUGCUAUAAUUAUGAUGUGAAGAUGUGACAGGAUUGAGUGUACCAUGUAGACAAAACACAGAAAAGAUAACCUGUAUUUAUUUUAGUGGGUAGCUCAAUGUAGUAGCAUAAGUAGACAAUAUAGGAAAGUAUGGAUAAAAAACCGGAGAAGACGGUGUUAAUUGUAAACACGAUGUAGUCAGCAAUCCAAUAUACGUAUGUUAGUUUGGCCCAAGAGGAAUUUCAUGUACAAUUAUGCAGGUAUGCAUUUUAGGAAGACUGAGAAUGUUUUGGAGCAGGCAUUACAGUGCCUCUGGUUAUAGAUUAUGGUAAUGUGGAUAGACUGAAAAAGCUGUGUUUGACCUCCUUUGAGCAAAGAAGGCCAAUAAAAGAUUAGUUAUCUUAGUCUGAAUAAAGUCUUAUUGAUUCGUACAAAACAAGUGCUGCCUGUCUAGCUAUUUGCUGCAUUUUCUGUUUUUAUUUCAGAUGUCUAACACUGCAGUAUUUUGCAAUUGUUCUGGAUUAAUUUUUUGUGCAAUUGAACAUACUGAUAUAAAUAAAACAGGGAAUGUGGCUGGAAUCUAAUUGAGAGCUUCAACAGCUAUCAUAGGGGUGAGCAGAAGCCCAAGCACAACUUCCAGUCUGAAAUACGUACAAAGAGAUUGUGUGUUUACACGUAUAACAAGAGAAAUGAGGGAGUAAGUUGCAGAUUGGAAUCUAAAUUGAAGUGAUUAGGUUUUUAUAGAAAAUAAGGGGAUGUGCUGCAGGCUAAAAUCCAUUUUAGAGAUUUAGAGUUUAUACAAGGGAGUAAUUCCUUUGGACAAAUGAAGAUUUGGAAUGAUAUGCCAGAGGAUGCUGUAGAGGCAGAUACAGUUACAAUGUCUAAAAAGGUGUUUUGACAGGUGAGAAAGCAUAGCGAAAUAUGGGCUGAAUAAUGCCAAAGAGGACUAUCAUAUGUAACAUCACAUUUGGCAUGCUGAAGUGAGCCAAAAGGACCCAUUGCUGCACUCUACAAUUCUAUAUUGUGAAUAAAGUUUAUUUGUUUACUCUCAUCUAUUGGGACCCAAUACCUAUAGAUGACUAGAUGAGGUUUUACUCCGUUGCUGAUGAGCUGCAGAUGUGAAUAAUGGUGGAGCAUCAAUAUGACUUGUUUUGGAAUAGGUGGCACAGAGUAAUGGAGCAUUGGUUAUACAGAUUAGAGAACUUUAUGUUUUGGUAAUUAGAAUAAUUUUAAGGAUUUUAAGAGUUGUUCAUUUUUUUUCUAGAUUUAGUUGAAUGUUGCUUACUUACCUUUUAACAUAAACCAGUAGGGGCAUACAUGAAACUCUUAGAUAGGCACAUGGAUGAUAGAAAAACUGGAGGGCUAUGUAGGAGGGUAGGGUUAGAUUGAUCUUAGAGUAGGGUGAAUUGCGGCACAACAUCACAUUCUAUGUUCUUUGUUUAUAGUUUCUUUCACAAUGAUAUUGCCUAUUGUGGAAAAUUGCAGAAUUAAUUUGGUGGUUACCUCUAAUUACUGUCAGCAUCAGCCAACUCAGAUCUUUGGAAAUGUCCAUAGGUGGCUUUUACUAUUACAUUGGAAUGAAUAAUGUGGAGUCCAGAGCCACUGAAUACUGUGUUCACUGAUUAUAAAACUCAGGACCUGGACUUGUGGUGGGGGGGUGGAAUAUAAACAAAAUGGAAGAAAGAGAUCCUGUGUUUGUACUUCAAAGAAAUGUCAUUGCGGAGCUGUAGCACAGCUAGUAAAGUGGCUGCCUGACAGCCAGUGACUUGGGUACACUGCUGUCUGUGGUGUUUCUUUAUCCCUGUAAUCAUUUGGGUUUCAUCCAAUUCUAGUUUCCUUCCUCAUUCCAAAGUGGUGCUGAUUACCUAGCUACUAUAAAGUACCCGAAAUAUGACUAGUAGAACAUGAUGGGGUGGGCAGCACAUGGGACAAAUACAUAAAUCCUGCAAAUAAAAGUAUGGAACUGGCUGUUUAAUGGUUGGCAUUGAUACAGUGAGUGGUGAAGUUUACCUUCAUGGCUCAGCAGUGAAUUCAUAAAAAACACCUGAGGCAGCAAAUCAAAUCCUGAGCUUGAUAAAUGGACAAGAAUCAGUGACAUGGUUGGGUGGCAAGAAAGUAAGUGACAGGUGAGCAUUACAGAUUUUUUUUUCUCAAAAACAUUCCCUCCAAUUUCUAUCCCAGUACCACGUUGUAAAAACUUUAAUACCUUAAGAUUAACUAGAAUGAAUUAUAAUUUAAAAUUUAGAAGUAUGUAGGUAGUCGGAAAACAAAAUCAGUAAUAAUUUACAGCAGACAUUGGUGAUGCCGUAGUGAUGCAACUGGCAGAGCUGUUGCAUCAGAUCCAGCAACCCGGGUUCAAACCUGACCUUUGGUGCUGUCUGUGUAGUGUUUCCCUGGUCUGUCUGUGACUGUGUGGGUUUCCUGAAGAUGCUCUGGUUUCCACUUGAACCUCAAAGACAUGCAGGUUGAUAGGUUAAUUGGCCAGUAUAAGUUGCCCCAGGUGUGUAGGAGCGUGCUAAAAUAGUAGUAGCAUCUGGGGGCAUUUUCAUGAGAAAAUGAUAAAAUUUGAUGAUUUUCUCUUUGUAAUAAAAUCAGAUGAGAGUAACUGGGUGAUGGAUGGUGUAAAGCUAAAGGGCACAUUUCCUUGCUUUAUUCCUCUGUGACAUUGCACUGCUGAUUCUGUUUUGUUCUUUUGACAUGUUGGAGUUGGUCAACAUGGCAGUGAAUAUAUUGAAGACACAUAUUGAAGUAAGUUUCUGCAGUUCAAGGAAUUUCUAGUUAAUUAGUAAGAGUCUGAGCUUCAGAUUGUGAGCACUACAAAGAGUGAAAAAACUAACUGUACAUCUUGUUUCAAGAAGCAGUCAUGCCCCUUUGGUUAAGUACUGCUGAUAUGGUCAGUGGCUAGGGUCAGGAACGGUUUAUGUUUAACUUCUACAGAUGUGCUGUUGAAAGUGUCCUAACAUGUUCUGGUGUAGCAAUUCAAAUGAGAAGGAACAUAGGAAGCUGAAAAGAGUAGAGAACUCUGCCCAAUAUAUCACAAGCACAACACCAGCCCGUCAUUGGAGGGGCAGGAGCAUCGAUCAUCGAAGACCCCUGCAUUCCUGGCCAUGCUAUCUUUUCACAGCUAUCAGUGGGCGGGAGGUACAGAAGCUUGAAAUACCACAUCAGCAUUGAGUCAUAGAGAAAUACAGCACAGGAACAGGCCCUUCUGCCCAUCUGGUCUUUGCUGAGCACAACAUCCUUCCUGAUAGUUCUUUUUUUGUAACAAUUGUUUUUAAUGUAUGUUUUAUUUUAUAAAUGCUGCUUAUAUGAUGCUAUGUGCCUGUGAUGCAGCUGAAAGUAAGUUUGUUCAUUGCACCUGUCCAUUUAACAAUAAACUUAAGUUUGACUUUG
Hypanus sabinus (Atlantic stingray) is the source of this 5431-nucleotide messenger RNA. RefSeq names its product gastrula zinc finger protein XlCGF57.1-like. NCBI's taxonomy places the organism in Eukaryota, Metazoa, Chordata, Chondrichthyes, Myliobatiformes, Dasyatidae. The transcript is spliced from 2 exons. The record is from RefSeq and is a predicted model, not a curated record. Gene Ontology annotation, biological process: regulation of transcription by RNA polymerase II. Gene Ontology annotation, molecular function: RNA polymerase II cis-regulatory region sequence-specific DNA binding; DNA-binding transcription factor activity, RNA polymerase II-specific. The coding region runs from base 505 to 1914 and encodes 469 amino acids.